Molecule: messenger RNA, 2411 nt
Organism: Manihot esculenta (cassava)
Lineage: Eukaryota; Viridiplantae; Streptophyta; Magnoliopsida; Malpighiales; Euphorbiaceae
Product: cyclic dof factor 1
Exons: 2
Coding region: 163-1581 (472 amino acids)
Biological process (GO): regulation of DNA-templated transcription
Molecular function (GO): DNA-binding transcription factor activity; DNA binding
Source: RefSeq, a predicted model, not a curated record
ACGCCACAUAAACUUGUGGCUCACAAACUUUCCCUCCUUUGCUGAUGUGGCAUUCCUCUCUUUUCUUUAUUUACCAACUAUGACUUCCAUCUUCCAACUCCCUCCUCCUCCUCCUCUCUCUUCCUCCUCCUCCACCACCACCGCGAUCACAGCUCCAAGAGAAUGUCGGGUUUUAAAGAUUCUACGAUAAAGCUCUUCGGCAAGACGAUUCCAUUGCCGCUUUUCCACCGCCCUCCACACUUGUCUUCUCCUAAUGAGUCUUCUUCAGCGGCAGCUGUUGGUCCUGUCCAGCUUCAGGACUCCUCCGAUGAGAAUCCCACUUCUUCUCCUGAAAAUACGUUUUCCAUGGAACAAGAAGCUCACCAAUGGAACAGGGAAUCCUCAGAAAAAGAUGCCACAGAUGAUAAACAGGAAGGUACUACAUCGGAUCAUGUAAUUGAGGACUCAAAAGAUCCAACAACAUCAUCAGACAUUAAUGAGAAAUUACUCAAGACUUGCUCAGCUGAGAGAGAAGCUUCACCCCAGAAAAGCUCCAAGAAUGGAGAACAAAGCGAGACAAGUAACUCUCAAGAAAAGACUUUGAAGAAACCUGACAAAAUACUUCCAUGUCCUAGAUGUAAUAGCAUGGAUACCAAGUUCUGUUAUUACAACAACUACAACGUUAACCAGCCACGUCAUUUCUGCAAGAACUGUCAGAGAUACUGGACUGCUGGAGGAACCAUGAGAAAUGUCCCUGUCGGAGCUGGUCGUCGCAAGAACAAAAGCUCUUCUUCUGCUGCUGCUGCUGCACAUUACCGUCAAAUAAUGGUAUCGGAAGCUCUCCGAACCAGCACCUCUGUCCUUAAUUUUGGCUCAGAUUCUCCUCUUUGUGAAUCUGUGGCUUCUGUACUGAACCUUUCAGACAAAACACAGAACAAUAUUCGAAAUGGGUAUCACAGACCUGAACAAAGUAUCCUCAUUUCUUGUGGAGGAGGAGCAAGCGAUAAUGGUGAUGAUCGAGCAAGUGGAUCUUCUGUCACAGUUUCGAAUUCAUCGGAGAAGAAAGGAAACUGUGGCUUUACUCCUGAACCUCAAGUUCCAAGCUUUGCAGGGCCUCCUUGGUCUUAUCCAUGGAGCUCUCCAAUGGCUCCGCCGACUUUUUGCCCUUCUGGGUUUCCAGUUUCAUUUUAUCCGGCACCGGCAUACUGGGGUUGCAGUGUUCCGACUCCUUGGAAUGUAGCACCAUGUCUCUCGCCACAAUCACUAUCUUUGAAUCAUCACUGUUUUACUUCUGCACUAGGUAAACACACAAGGGAAGGCAAAAUCUUAAAUCCUACACAUUCAGAAUCUCCCUCAGAAAGCAGUGUUUUGAUCCCAAAAACUCUCAGAAUUGAUGAUCCUAGCGAAGCUGCAAAAUCCUCUAUAUGGGCAACACUUGGGAUUAAGAGCAGUGACAAAACAAAUUUGAAUGGAGGAAGAUCACUCUUCAAAGGUUUUGAAUCUAAAAAUGAAGACAGAAACUACAGAGCUGAAACUUCUCCACUGUUGCAUGCCAACCCAGCUGCCUUGUCUCGAUCUCUCAAAUUCCAAGAGAGCACCUAAAGCUAAAAUGAGUCAUCUGUCAAUAGCUUCCAUAGCUACCUUUUAAAUCUUCAUCUGUAGCAUUAUGAACAUGCAACAGGUGUUUUCAAUUUCUUGUACAUAUAAUAUAUUAUAGAUAUAUAUAUAUAUCUCAAAGUGUGAGACAUGUAUUACAGAUUCAGACAACAUAGAAUCUUUUGAUUUUAUAAUGUUGCAGAAUAAACUGUCAAAAGCUUCUUCACUCUAUCAACAAACCUGCAUGAACUGCAUCUUUCUGCAGAAUCUUACCCUGAUAAAAAAGCUGCAUUUCAUGGACCCUUUUCAAUUCUAAGAAGAUCAGAAUAAUUCCUCCAAGCUAUACAUAUACACAUACCAUCUGAUAUAUCAUACUUCAAUCAUACAGGAUUGAACAGCCUUGCAUCAGAUGAAGGAAUACAGUUGCAUGUAUCUGAUCCUACCCAUGUGUGUAAUCUUGUUAGAUGCCAGGGAGCAGAUACAAGAGAUUUGCAGGUUGUGUGAUGGUAGAGAAGUAAAAAAGCAAUGAUCACAGAGCUUACUAUUAAUCGGGUGCUCAAAAAUUAUCUACUAAGCCAAGCUAACAGAGAAGAGCCAGGGUGGGAAGUACACAAGGAGAUGAGAGCAGAUUCAAAAGAGAUGGAGAAAAGUUUCUUGCAGGCCCACACUACUCUUCAACAGAUAAACUUGAAUAUAAAUAAAUAAAAUAUUUAUAUAAAUGUCACAUAACAACCCACAGAGAAACCAAACAACAACACCAAAAGGUGGAAAGGAAAAAGUUUUCUUUCUCAUGCAUCUUUUUGCCUUCUUUUUACGCUUUCUCUUCAAUUUUUUUU